CAGCAAACAGAUUGGAGAAAGGCAGAGCGAAUGUGUGAGCUGCAACACAAAGUAACAGGGAACUGGGAGAGAGAUGCUCACACAGCUUAAAAAGUCCAAACAAAAGGCAGUCAAGGGGAUUGGUGGCAUCACGAGUGAAGAGGAUGAAGGCACGCACUGGAUGGAGACAGGAAAUGCUGAAGGACUACAGGUGGAAGACCAGUUUUUAAACCUCCGACCAUAGGAGAACGACAAAGUGGAUGACACAUUUUUGCAGAUUGCGUGAACAUCAUUUUGCAUUGGAUACCUCAGGAUACUAAAGAAUAAAUAAGGCAGUUUUGAUUUAUGUUAAAAAAUUUAUAAGUUAUUUGGUUAUCUGAACGACCGCAAACUAUUGUUCACAAGUGUUCUCUACGGAAAUUCUUCUAAUUUCUCAGCCUUUCUGGGCCAAAGUGAGAGAAAGAAACACACUGAAGGACAAUGUGAGGCUGAGAAUAUUACUUUAGAAAACUGCGGAAAAAGGAAAAGAAAGUCACCAUACAUCCUUCCAGCACAAAAAUCCUCAAAAGAUGGACUUGACAUCUUACAUUUGACCUGGUUUGCCAGAUUAAGUGCUUAGUUCUUCUGGAAUAAAAUGGGAAGAAUGAAGCUCGUUGGAAAUGAAUCUGUACAAUUGCAAGUUUAACAUGGCUGGCAGCUCACGGCAACAUGUGUCGCUGCAUCAUCUCCUCAAAAUGCCACAAAGAUGGAACGUCAAUUCAAGCAAAAAGAAGUGGAUAAGGAUUUGAAAGACAUUUUACAAUCGGCCUGAUUGGAAGUCUUGCCAAGAUGUUUGGAUGAGGUGGUCGACUGAGAGCAUGGAUCCAGAGAGCACACAGGGCAGUUUGCUCAGCAAGGUUAAUGUACCUGACCAUGCUCACUACAUUGUCGCUAUGUUUGUAUUUGUCAUUGGGGCACUCGGCAUCACUGGGAAUGCUCUGGUUAUGUUUGCCUUCUACAGCAACAAGAAGCUUCGCAACCUGCCAAACUAUUUCAUCAUGAACUUGGCCAUCAGUGAUUUCCUCAUGGCUUUCACACAGUCUCCUAUCUUUUUCAUAAAUUGCCUCUACAGGGAAUGGAUGUUUGGGGAGACAGGAUGUAAAGUUUAUGCAUUCUGCGGAGCCCUGUUUGGCAUUUCUUCCAUGAUAAACCUGCUGGCCAUCUCAGUCGAACGGUAUCUGGUUAUUACCAAGCCCCUGCAGACUAUCCACUGGAGCUCAAAAAGAAAAACAACUCUUGCAAUUUUCUUGGUCUGGUUUUAUUCCUUGGCUUGGAGUCUGGCUCCUCUGGUUGGCUGGAGCUCUUACAUCCCUGAGGGCCUGAUGACAUCCUGCACAUGGGAUUAUGUUACCUACACGCCAGCUAAUAGAAGCUACACAAUGAUGUUGUGCUGUUUUGUUUUCUUUAUUCCACUGGGAAUUAUUCUUUACUGCUAUCUCCGAAUGUUCCUGUCAAUAAGAAAGACCACCAGGGCGGUGGAACGUCUUGGAACUCAGGUGAGAAAAUCUACUGUGAUUCAACAAAAGACCAUUAGGAGUGAAUGGAAACUGGCAAAGAUUGCCUUUGUUGUCAUUGUGGUCUACGUUCUGUCCUGGUCUCCAUACGCCUGUGUCACACUCAUUUCCUGGGCUGGUCAUGCCGACAUCCUGUCGCCGUACUCUAAAGCAGUCCCUGCGGUCAUAGCUAAAGCCUCCACCAUCUACAACCCCAUCAUAUAUGCUAUCAUACACAACAAAUACAGGAUGACCUUGGCAGAGAAAGUUUCUUGUCUGAGGUUCCUGUCUCCUAAUCCUCCAAAAGAAUGCACCUCCUACUCCUUCAGUGAGUCCUCUUUCAGGGACUCCAUCAUCAGCAGACAGUCUUCAGUCUCAAGAAGUCACUUUAUCAACACUUUGCCAAGUCGCGCCGAUAUGGAACUAAAGGAUGUGCAGAUGGAAGCUGUGAGUAGAAAAUCCAGCAAUUCUUUCAGGGUGAUGUCAUCGUACAGAGGGUCUUGCAGAGAAAGAUCCUGUAAGAGGCAACCUGAGUGGAAAAAGAUAAACACCUAUACAACAGAGAAGCAUCCAUCUACCCUUGGUGACCCACUGAGCGACUUGAACCAUGAACUGGUUUCCAACUCUUUGACUAUCGCCACUCUCCCCUUGCUUCUUUCUACAAAAAGGUGCAGCAAGAAUCUAAUCAGCGAGAUUCCCGGAACUCACGAGGAGAAAAGCCGCACUGUCGCCAGGCUCAAAAACUGCAUAAGUGACUCCGCUGAUUCACUGCAUCAAGAAAAAAUACCAUCCAGUGCCCCCAGGUCACCUCAGGGUGUUCCACGGAUUAUCGUCAUUAGCCCCACUAGUGAGAGCAGCCUCAUCAACUAUGACAGCAUUCCAUCAGAAGACAGCUUUGAAUCAAUGGAAAACAACCUUUUUGUUAGCCUGAACUUCUCAUCAGAAGUUUUUGAGGCAGUGAAACUACUCUCUUGAGCCACUGGACUCCCGACAACAAGAAACGUGUUUGUUUUAAUGAAGUUGUGGACAAGGGACAAGAGAUCUUCUGUUUGUCAGGACUUAGCAGGUUCGGACUCAUCCUUAAGUUUGUUUGUAAGGUCACGUAAGAGUACAGAAAAGUUACAGUAAAUACAAGAACAAAUUAAAUGCAGGCAUGAUGUGCAGUGCCUAUCAGAGUUGGCACCUGGACAAAUUAAGGCGGAAGGGGGGGUUUCUGCAAGCUUUUUGCUGAUCCUUGAAAAGUCCUAACAGCAGUUUGUGUUGCCAAACUUGAAGUGAAAUAUUUUUUGUGUGCAACUAUCUAGUGAAACUUUGAUUUUCUACAAGGGAGUUUAAUAAAAGACUGUUCUAAUUUGCAAUACAACCCUGUAAUCAAUGUGGAUACCUAAUCUGUAAUUAUUCUUAAAGCUAAAUGAUUCCCCUCAAGACAGUGUUAAAUAACAGAAGAAAUGGGAGCUGAUGAAAAGGAUCUGUCACAAAAGUUUAAGUUCUGUAUUCAUUUGUCAUCCUCUUAAAAAAUAAAGAACAGUAAUGAUAUUAAGUUGUAA
Messenger RNA from Oryzias latipes (Japanese medaka), 3058 nucleotides. Its product is annotated as melanopsin-A. Gene Ontology annotation, cellular component: membrane. The record is from RefSeq and is a predicted model, not a curated record. NCBI's taxonomy places the organism in Eukaryota, Metazoa, Chordata, Actinopteri, Beloniformes, Adrianichthyidae. Gene Ontology annotation, biological process: G protein-coupled receptor signaling pathway; visual perception. Gene Ontology annotation, molecular function: G protein-coupled receptor activity.